AUGCAUCAAUAUGUGUAUGGUCGCGGUGUCGUAGUGGAGACUGAUCACAAACCUCUUGAAACUUUGUUCAAAAAACCUCAUUAUAAGUUUACUUCUUCAAGUCUCCACCCUUUGCUACUGCAAUACAGUUUGUAUUUCCUAAAUGUUACAGGUCCCAUAUCAUCAAUAUUGUCAGUGAAAUGGUCAUACCGUACCGUGACGCUGAUUGGUGGGAGCUUUGCUGCCUUCGGAAUGAUAAUUAGCAGUUGCGCUUUUAAUAUCACAUAUCUAUAUUUUAGUUUCGGCGCAAUGGUGGGCAUGGGCGCUGGUCUCGCCUUCCCGCCCACCGUGUACAUCGUGACGUCAUACUUCGUGCGGCUUCGCGGCUUAGCCAACGGCAUAUGUAUGUCCGGGUCUGCGUUUGGAAGCAUUAUACUGCCGCCUGCGUUGAGAUAUUUGCUGGAAACAUAUGGAUACAAGGGUGCGGUGCUAAUACUAGGCGGCAUUAUGCUGAACGUGUGGGCGGCAGCUCUCCUUUUUCAGCCCGUGGAAGAGCACAUGGUCAAGAAGUACAAGGAGGUGGAGGAGGACGAGGAUGUACCACAGUUGGAGACCUUUUCCGAAGACCCGUGCGAAGAUCCUCUUCAUCCAAAAUUACUACUCCUCACUCCAGAAGAGACUGGAGACGCCCAGAUCAACGGGUCGCCCCCAAUGCUCAAAGACAUGGAAGACGAAAAACUAUUCCCCUCAAAACCUGACGGUUUCGUGAGAUCCGCUAGUGCUGUCCAAGUCCGAAACCAAGAAAGCGAAAGAUUCAGAAAAAUUUCUACACCAGCCACUUCGAGACAUGGUUUGCAACACAUCUCUAGUAGAGCGAGCAAUCAUCUUGAAAGUAACCCUUCGUUCUUAGAGUCAGUGCCCGAAGGUAAGCCUAGCAGGGUUGGCAGUCAAGAGGUGUUCAGCAAGAAAUUGGCUGUGCCGAAAACGCCGAAGCGAAGUCCUUCAACGUCCAGUUUCCAGUAUAUGUCGACACCCUUCCACGGUUCGACGUUGUCGGCAUUCGAGAAACCAAGCGAAUUUGCUUCUCAGUUCAGUCUUAAGUCGGUCACAGACAGCUUAGCCCCUAUAACAUACUGCUGCGGAUGCAAGAAAAAACAUAGGGACGAAUUAGGGAAAAAAGAAAGAUCCAAAUAUUUCGAUAUAGAGUUAUUAAAAGAUCCUAUAUAUCUAGUUAUUUUAAUAUCUAAUUGCACUUGUGCUAUUUCUUACACCAACUUUAUUAUCAUGGUGCCUGCUUACGCCAAUGAAUGUGGCUUUGAUAAAUCAUUAGGCGCAUAUUUACUGUCAAUAAUUUCGGCUUUCGAUUUAGUCGGCCGAAUCGGUGGUUCAGCACUAUCCGACGUGGUAUCAACACCUAAACGUUAUUUCUUUAUAACCGGUCUUCUACUAUCUGGCAUCAGUUUAGCAGUGCUACCGUCAGUAGAAAAUUAUUGGGCUUUAUCGGCUUUUUGUUCCGUAUUCGGUAUUGCGUCUGGUAUUAACGUAGGUGUCACAGCGCUAGUAAUGACGGAAAUGUUAGGUACUGAAAGAUUAAUGUCAUCAUAUGGUAUCAGCUUAUUCGUGAACGGUAUUUUACAGUUAAUUGGGCCACCAGUGUGCGGGAUUUGGCACGAUAAAGAGGAAACACAUAAAUCGUUAUUCGUAACGUUUGGGAUUAUUUUGAUUUUUGGCGCCUCUCUUUGGUGCUUUGUGCCGUUUAUUUACAGCAGAAGAAGAAAGGCGGAGAGAAGAAAAGAAUUAAUUGAGAAUAAGGCGUGAUAUAGUAUAGAAUGCGACAGAUUCUUGUGGAAAACAUUGCAGCGCAACUCCGGUAAAUGUAGUUUUAGAUAGAACGAACUUGUCUUGCGCGUGAUUGUAAGCGACACGCUUAUCUAUGGCAGUUGCCACUCAGAGCUUUUAAUCGCAAAGAUGGAGACGCGUUGCAAGCGCGCGACUUCAGCGAUACAAACACGCGAUUACAUCGAUGCAAUACGCGCAUAAAUCCCAAGUGUAGCGAUCCAAUACGCGCGUUCUUUUGUUGGUGCUGAAAAUCCCAGUGUGUAACCACUCUUAGGGGUACUGCCACUGUGCCCGUCACCCAGGGACAUAAGUUAAGUAAGCGUGCAUACGUUAAACUGUUUUCCAUAAGAUUCUAGUUAAGCAUUAUUUGUAGGUACAGAAGGGUCAUUUUAAUAUAAAGUGUUAUGUAUGAUUACCAGUGAUCGGAAUUUAGGGUGUUAACUUAGCUAAACUAAAGAAUAACGUGGACAUUCCCUUCUACAAAUCCCGGGACUUCUCGAAACUGAUUAUAUAGUGUGUUGAUUUGCAUUCUCGUCAUAUUUAAGAAAUUAAUAGUAGGGAUAAUGCUAAAUCAUCUAAAAAUGUUCUGUUCAAUAUUCUGGCUAAUUGUAUCUAGUAAAGUUUUGUAAAAUUGUUCCCAAGUGUAUUCACCGCGGAGGACAGUGACCCCGCCACCCGCUUCACCGAGCGAUACGUAAUCUUUCUCGAUAGCUUAUUUACCUUUUUUUAAAAAUUACGAUUGUGUACUAGUAUUGUUAUAAUUUACUAAUUAUUUACAUUAGUUAGAAAAAUUGACUAAAAAAAGUUUUUUUGUAACUUAGAUUUGGUACUUAGUACUGGAGUAUUAUUUGUGAUUUUGAUAUAUUCAACACUGACUUUGGGUUAUUCUUAACGGACAUUUUUUCCGAUACAAUAAAAGCUGUCAAAUCACGACAAUAUACGUCUCGUCGAAUGCAGUAUCAUUUAUUCAUACAAUUGUAAAGUUACAUUUUUCAGCAUGUCUAUUAAAAUCAAAAAGAUUUCAGUUAAUAGAUACUUUUUUCCUAUAUAAAUUUAGAAACUUUUUGACAUAAGUUGUAUCUCGAUACAUAAUUGGGCCCAGAAAU
Molecule: messenger RNA, 2924 nt
Organism: Hyposmocoma kahamanoa
Lineage: Eukaryota; Metazoa; Arthropoda; Insecta; Lepidoptera; Cosmopterigidae
Gene: hrm
Product: monocarboxylate transporter 9
Exons: 5
Coding region: 1-1797 (598 amino acids)
Biological process (GO): monocarboxylic acid transport; transmembrane transport
Molecular function (GO): monocarboxylic acid transmembrane transporter activity
Source: RefSeq, a predicted model, not a curated record